ACCACACCCUUUAGGAUUUUCCCUCUUAAAAAACAAGAUAGGGCAUGUAAUUUGGCAGGGACAGUAGGGGGUGGCCGUUCGUAUUAUCUUGAGGGUUAAUGGAUUAAAUUUUUAAACAAGGGCCUGCGGAUCACUUCCCGGCCUGUAAAUUUACGACUCUCUCUGUCUUUUUUUCUUUAUCAGAUGCACAACCCCCAUUUCUGAAGCCACCCUCCUCUCUCUCUCAAUCUCCCGAUGGUCCUUGAAUGGAUCAUAUCGAAGUUUAUAGUAAUGGAAAGUCUGAGACUCAAAAUUUGACAUUGAUCAGGAAAUCAUUAUCAUUUCAGAGCACUUAGAGAAAAAUACGUAUAUAUAUAGCCCUCAUGGAGGAUGGAACUUCGAUCAGGAGGAGACUUAAUACGCAGAAAGAGGUCCUAAAGUGGCUUGAAGAUUUCUCUGAAAAGCUCCAAAAGAGGGCACAUGAUGCCUCGUGUGAAGUACAUAGGCUAUUGGAGCAGGCCACAGUUGCGGAGCAAGAACUGAAGGCAGCCUUUAAUUCUUUUCGAAGUCUGUCAAAUGUGCAAUUUAUUGAGAAUACGAUGCAAGAAGAAGAUGAGAUAACUUCCCAUAGAUCAAAAGCCCCUCAAUCUUCAACUGAAGCCAGCAUUCGUGCUCAGAGUUAUGAAGCAGACAUAAUGCCAAGAUAUAAAGAGGCUCUGUCCCUUGGCUUGAGUUCCUACAAGCAGCAUUUGCAGAGCCGAAAAUCUUCAGCAGCCUCUGUUUAUAAAUUUGGGUCAGCACGUGGUGAACUUCCACAUAUAAUUGGCAGUGAGGAAUUUAUGCAUGACAACACUUGUGGGCUAACGGAGGAUUUGAUAUUGGAGACCACCACACUUGGUUUCAGCCAUAAAUCAAGUCCAGAGCAAUUACGUUUGGGUGCUGGGGCUGGUGUUCAAGCCAUGCUCAAUCCUGGCUUUUUCGGAAUUGAUCAAGAUGCAACUGACAAGGAUGUCUCUGAACCCUUGGUCUCUGCUCCGUUAGAUUUCAAAGCAAUGCUUGAGGCGGCAUUAAUCAGUCCUUAUAGAAUAUAUGAUGAGGACAGUUCAUCACAGCCCAGUGUUGGUGGUGACCAUUAUUAUAACCCUGAGCUGAUGCAUGAGAAGGGACAUGGUUCAUCUGCUCCACCUAGUACCACCACUGUUGAUCAUCAACGCUUGACUGGUUUUCCAGAUACAAAUGCAUCUAUUGCCCAGAGCAAUCUGGCUUUCCUACAAGAUUCAAACUUUGGUCAGCACAGUCUUCCUCAUGUAUUAGUCUCAGGGAGCCUUUUUGAUUCAGACGAAGAGAGUAUUUCAACAAGUCAGAUGCAUGCUGGUCAGUCCUGUGGAGAUGAACAUGUUGAUGUUGAGAAUCUGGGUCGAAAUCAGAUCACUGCAACAUUAACUGGUACUGCUUUGUCCCUUGGAGAUGCUCAUGGGAUUCGUUCCAUCAGAGAUGGUGGUGAACAGAAUCCUAUUGGUGAAUCUUUUCUAGAUGAGUCUCCUUUUGGAAAGCAAGAGGCUUUAGGAAACUUUCUGUCAGAGAGACGAGAUGAAAAUACUGAAGCUGUAACAUCGCCUGCCACUGGUUUGUCAAUUCAGGAAGGUUAUGAAGUUCAUGACUUGAUUAAAAGCAGUAAUGAUGGGAAUUCAGUUGCUGACACUCAUAUAGCUGUGACUGAUAGUGAAGUUUUAUGUGUUCCAUCGAAAGUUAAUAAUUCCUUUGGACAAGUUUCUGGAUCUGAUGAUUCCCAUUUGGUUACUAAUGAGGUAGAAGUGCGUGGUACUAGGCCUUGUAAUUCUGACCAACUGACAGAACAAAUUUCUGAGAGAGAAAGGCUUUCUCGAGAGUUUGUUUUUCAGGACAUACAGAAACUAAAUGAUCAGUUUGUGCUUCCUGAUGAUGCCCAACGAGAUGUGGCUUAUGAUUUAUCUGACAAACAGGUUAAUCCAGAUCGGCUUAUGGGGGGACGCUUGUCUCUUUCUCAGAAGGGCCUGUGUGACAAUACUGAUGAUGAUGAUGAUGAUGAUGGUCCAAAUGAUAAUCUUCUUUCUAAAGAUAAUUCUUCCUUUCAAUGGGAAUCAUUGACUCAAAUUGGAACUAAGGUUUCAGUUGCAGAGAUACUUCAUAUCUCUACCAGUGAUAAAAUUAGUUCCUCUACCUCAAAUUCUGGUGAGAAAAUUCUAUCGAACUUUGCAGCAAGCAAUGAAUUGAGUGAACCUACUGGUGGAUCAGUGGGUGAACUUGAGACUCGUGAAGUUGAUACUCUAUCUGCUUCUCAUACCAGUAGUUACUCUGAAAUAUCUUCUACAGGGCAUCCAAAAAAGUUAUCCUUCUUGUGUUCAAGUGUCAACAAAUCCCAAACAAACUCUAGGUUAAAUGACUUGCCUCAGAGAGUGGAAACCACAUUCUCUACAGUGGUAUCUGUCUCUCAAGAACCAGUAUCUCUGUUUUCUCCAACACCUUUGGGUGGGAACCAUGGUUUGGAUUGCCAGACAAUUUCAUGCAGUGAUGAGACGUGCAUUCACUCUAGUGGUAACGAGUCAUUUGUAAAUGAAAAUUACAAUAGAGGACCAUCUGAGAUGGAGCCUGAAGCCAGAACUUUAGUGAAUCAGUCACUGGAUGUUGUUCUGCCAUAUUCCAUUAGCGAAGGAUCGCAAGAGGUAUCUGAGAAAAGCGGCACAUGUUCCUCUGAGAAAAGGGAACUUGGUAUGUUGAAUGAUUCUAAAAAGAUGGGGAACAUGCUUGAUCAAACAAGAUUUCAUGUAUUCCAGCAUGGAGAUCGAGGAAGUAAUACAAGUGAAAGAAGCCCAUCAAGAGAAAACAGUAUAGGAGAUCAGAUGGCCAAAUUGCUGCCCCAUGAGAGUACAAAUUCAGUGAUUGCAUCUCUUUUAAAACUCCCACUGAGACGCCCUUCACUCUUUGAUAGUGAUGAGGAAUAAGUGACCAAUGUUCAUUGUUUACAAAUUCCUGUCAUGUUCACCAUCAUCAUAGUCAUCAGCAUUAUGGUUAUCUUUAUUAUUUGUUAAUAUUACUGCUUGUACUUAUUUAAAGGGCAUCAUCAUCAUCUCGAUUUUUUUUUU
Amborella trichopoda is the source of this 3101-nucleotide messenger RNA. RefSeq lists its product as uncharacterized. Lineage: Eukaryota; Viridiplantae; Streptophyta; Magnoliopsida; Amborellales; Amborellaceae. The record is from RefSeq and is a predicted model, not a curated record.